AUGUUUUGUCCAGUCUUCCACCGUCCCUUACAGAAUCUUCGGGUUCGCUGGUUAUCCACCUCCCUUGUGGCCGGAAAUGCUACUUCAUUUGGCACAGGAACACCAGCUAAUAAAAAUGCCUCUGGUGCCAUGAAGGAGGCUUCCAAGUUCCUCGACAGCGUGGCCGCAGAGUCACCAGCUCCGAUUCGAAUUGAAGGUGGUCAGAGCCCAGAUACCCUCUCCGUCAGGCCUUUUGCUUCGACCUCGAUCAUUCGGCCUUACGAGUUCACGCUCAAGUCGCGUCAGAAUCAUUUCUCUCCUUUCAAAAGACCACCCCGUGUUGGUCCCCCUCGUGUCGAGGCUCGUCAACGCGACUAUUUCCACCAACUAAAUCUUGAUCCCGUCGAUUAUGCUUGUCAUCCGGGCGUUCUCAAUCAUUUCAUGUCUCCGAUGGGUAAAGUUUACUCACGCAGCGUCACCUCUCUCACCCGGAAGAGUCAAAGGCGAUUAGGGAAGGCUAUCAGACGAUCGAAAAAAAUGGGUAUCAUGCCGACGUUCAGUUUGAGACGAGGACAAGGGGCCACCCCCUCUACUUAUGCGGGUGCUAUGUAA
This is a messenger RNA of Desarmillaria tabescens, 591 nucleotides long. RefSeq lists its product as uncharacterized. Gene Ontology annotation, cellular component: ribosome; mitochondrial small ribosomal subunit. Bases 1 to 591 code for a protein of 196 amino acids. NCBI's taxonomy places the organism in Eukaryota, Fungi, Basidiomycota, Agaricomycetes, Agaricales, Physalacriaceae. Gene Ontology annotation, biological process: mitochondrial translation. The record is from RefSeq and is a predicted model, not a curated record. Gene Ontology annotation, molecular function: structural constituent of ribosome; small ribosomal subunit rRNA binding. The transcript has 3 exons.